AUGUAUCACGAUACUUGGAGCCUAAGGGCGCUAUGGAACGUAUAUGCUACAGAUAUAUUCGCAUUGUGGCAUACAUAUCGCAUUCCCAUAAUCUUGUCGACAUUCGCAGUUCUCAUAAUCAUCCGAACGAUCCUACACCUGCGAGUGAACCGAGAGAAAAUCUCAGACACACCUCCUCCGCUGUCUCCGACAUUGCAGGCUGCGAAAGAUAAAGGUGCCGUUGAAUAUCUCGAAAAGAAGACAAAUGGCGAGAAAGUUCCUCGAAGAAUUGUAGGAGGCCUCAAAAAGAGGAAGUCCUCAGAAGAGAAUAUAGUCCCUAGAGAGAAGAAGAUUCAAGUUCUGGUCUUCUUCUCAUCAUUGACAACUACCACCGAGAAGACUGCCAAAGUUUUUACAGAAGGACUGGCGCAAUGCGCGAAAGAUAUUGCAAGCUCGACCUCUACUAUUUUCCUGGAACCCGAAAUCCUGGAUCUUUCCUACAUAGACUAUGAUGAAUAUUUUAUCAAUCCACCAAAAUCCGAUCCAGAAGUCCAAUACUUUUACCUUAUACUCAUACCGACAUAUAAUAUAGAUACGGUGCUCGACAAUUACCUAGAGCAUUUGCAAGAAACGCAUAAUGAUUUCAGGAUAGAUACUGCGCCACUAUCGCCAUUACUUGGAUACUCCGUUUUUGGAUUUGGCGACCGAGAGGGCUGGCCAUCGGAGGAAGAGGGGUUCUGUUCACAAGCUAGAGAUGUUGAUAAGUGGAUGGCCAAGUUGACGGGGAGGAAGAGAGCAUUCCCUCUUGGAAUGGGAGAUCCAAAGACAGAUGCCGUCGAACGACUAAGAGAAUGGAAGGAAGGAGUUGAAGAUACACUGCGUCACAUUGCAGAAACCGGAAGUCUGGGAGAAGGGGUUGCUGGUAGCGGAGAUGCUGUGGAAAGCGAUGUCGAAGAUGUGGACGACGAGGACGACGUUCUAUUCGAAGAGCAAAAACUCGCCAAAAGGAAAAACAAGGAGAAGAAAGGCGAUCUAAACGAUCUUGAAGAUCUUGGUGGCUCAAUACCAAAGGCCGAAGACGAAACCCUGGAGGUAGAUUUCACAACCUACAGCAAAAAGCCCUCCACAACUACGCCCAUCAUCAAAGAAAUGGUCCCUAAAAACUCCCCCACCUACAACUCCCUCACAAAACAAGGCUACACAAUAGUCGGCUCCCACAGCGGCGUCAAAAUCUGUCGCUGGACAAAAUCCGCCCUGCGUGGCCGCGGAUCUUGCUAUAAAUAUUCCUUCUACGGCAUCGCCUCCCACCAAUGCAUGGAGACAACACCAUCUCUCUCCUGCUCCAACAAAUGUGUCUUCUGCUGGCGCCACGGCACAAAUCCAGUGGGCACAACCUGGCGCUGGACCGUCGACCCCCCGGACCUCAUCUUCUCCGGCGUCAAGGCAGGCCACUACCAGAAGAUCAAAAUGCUGCGGGGCGUGCCCGGCGUGCGCGCCGAGCGAUUCGCAGAAGCAAUGCGGAUCAGACAUUGUGCGCUGUCUCUGGUCGGCGAGCCGAUCUUCUACCCGCACAUCAACGAGUUCACCGCCAUGUUGCACGCCGAGCACAUCUCCUCCUUCCUGGUCUGCAACGCGCAGCACCCGGACCAACUAGCCGCCCUGGCCCCCGUAACCCAGCUUUACGUCUCGAUCGACGCCUCGAACCGGGAAUCGCUGCGCAAGAUCGACCGGCCCCUGCACCGGGAUUUCUGGGAGCGCUUCAACCGCUGUCUGGACAUCCUGCGCGCGCGCCGCUUCGAGCAACGCACCGUGUUCCGACUCACGCUCGUCAAGGGCUUCAACAUCGACGACGAGGUCGAGGGCUACGCCAAGCUCGUCGAGCAAGGCCUGCCCUGCUUCGUCGAGAUAAAAGGCGUGACGUACUGCGGGACCUCGUCGUCGGCAGGAGCCGGCCUCACCAUGCAAAACGUGCCUUUCUACAGCGAGAUCCAAGCCUUCGUCGUCGCGCUGAACACGGCGCUAGAGAAGCGCGGACUGGGCUACGGCAUUGCGGCCGAGCAUGCGCAUAGCUGCUGUGUGCUGAUUGCGAGUGAGCGGUUUAGGAACGAGCGGGGCAAGUGGUGUACGCGUAUUGAUUAUGAGGCGUUUUUCAGGUGUUUGGAGAGUGGGAAGCCUUUUAGGCCUGAGGAUUAUAUGGGCGAGGAGACGCCGGAGUGGGCUACGUGGGGACAGGGGGGGUUCGAUCCGAGGGAUGAGAGGGUGUAUAGGAAGGGCAAGAAUAAGGUGCCGCUGAAGGAGGUGGGGGAAAAGGGAGAGGAAGGGAAGUUGGUUGAGAUAUGA
This is a messenger RNA of Lachnellula hyalina, 2319 nucleotides long. It is a transcript of the gene TYW1, whose product is annotated as S-adenosyl-L-methionine-dependent tRNA 4-demethylwyosine synthase. The coding region runs from base 1 to 2319 and encodes 772 amino acids. Gene Ontology annotation, biological process: wybutosine biosynthetic process. The transcript is spliced from 2 exons. Lineage: Eukaryota; Fungi; Ascomycota; Leotiomycetes; Helotiales; Lachnaceae. Gene Ontology annotation, molecular function: FMN binding; 4 iron, 4 sulfur cluster binding; catalytic activity. The record is from RefSeq and is a predicted model, not a curated record.